ACUAGCUGUUGUGGUCUACGAGUACCACCACUUUUGUAAUGUAUACACAGAAAAAAGUGCUAAAGAAUGUUAUGUCAUGAGUGUGAUUUGUGAAUUGCCAUCAACAACUCCUAACAGGGAAACAAAUCUCAACAACAACAACACUCAAUUGCGUGUAUGAUCAAGCAUAGUAUCUGACAGAUGGAAACAAAGAGAAUCAUCAACUUUGAUCUAAAAACGGAAAAUGAAUGAGAUUGUAAUCUGAGUGCAAUCUUGAUCAGAUGAAUUGUUCAGCUUAGUCUCUGCUUGUGAGGUGAGGGAUUAGUUUUUGGUCCCUUUCAGGUGUUUCAGUUAUGGCAGCAGAGGCGGCAACAUUGUCGUUUUCAGUGGCUUCAGUCAUGGAGGAUGUCCUUCAACAACAUGGUCAUCGCCUCAAGGAUCUUGAUUUGGAAUCUAGGAAAGCUCAAGAAGCUGCAUCCAGAAGAUAUGAGGCAGCAGGGUGGUUGAGAAGAAUGGUUGGCGUUGUCGGAGCUAAAGACUUACCAGCUGAGCCCUCUGAGGAGGAGUUUAGGCUUGGUUUGAGAAGUGGGAUUAUCCUAUGUAAUGUUAUUAAUAAGGUUCAAUCCGGGGCUGUACCUAAGGUUGUGGAGAGUCCUGUUGAUUCUGCAAUGAUCCUUGAUGGGGCACCAUUAUCCGCAUAUCAGUAUUUUGAAAACGUGAGGAAUUUCCUCGUGGCUGUCCAAGAAAUUGGACUUCCUACCUUUGAGGCAUCUGAUCUUGAACAAGGAGGAAAAUCAUCCAGGAUUGUGAACUGUGUCUUGGCACUUAAAUCCUAUAGUGAAUGGAAACAGAACGGGGCAAAUGGUGUGUGGAAAUUUGGUGGAGCUCUCAAGCCCACCAUCUCUGCAAAAACUUUAGUGAGAAAAAACUCAGAACCAUUUACUAAUUCCUUGGCAAGGACUUCAUCAAUCAAUGAGAAAUCUCUUGCUACUCUUAACUCUGACAUGGAGUCUAAUAAAAUGUCUGGUUCCCAUUCCUUGAGUAUGCUUGUUCGUUCAAUUUUAUUAGAUAAGAAGCCAGAAGAAGUUCCAAUGCUGGUUGAAUCUGUCUUGAAUAAGGUUGUAGAGGAAUUUGAGCAGCGUAUCGCUAGCCAAGGUGAACAGAUGAAAACAGCUUCAAGAGAUUCUACUUCUGAAAGCAACGGGUCUGUUUCAAAGUUUGUUAUGGAAGACAAAAAGGUAGAGAACAAAAUUCAUACGGUAACAAGAAAAGAGGAUUGUAUUCGUAAAAAUUGUGUGGCUGCUGGGGAAUUGCAGAGCCAACUUCUGAAGCAGCAAAUGCUCUUUGACCAACAGCAAAGAGAUAUUCAAGAGCUAAAGCAUAUUCUGCACACCACUAAAGGGGGUAUGCAGCUCAUGCAAGUGAAAUUUCAUGAGGAGUUUUCCAAUCUUGGUAUGCACAUCCAUGGCUUAGCUCAUGCUGCUUCUGGCUAUCACAAAGUUCUUGAAGAAAACCGCAAACUAUACAAUCAAGUCCAGGAUCUUAAGGGAAGUAUUCGGGUGUACUGUCGAGUAAGGCCUUUCUUUCCCGGACAAACAAGCCAUUUGAGCUCAGUAGAAAAUAUAGAAGAUGGAACUCUUACAGUUAAUAUCCCUUCAAAGAAUGGGAAGGGGCACAGGUCCUUCAAUUUCAACAAAGUAUUUGGACCAUCUGCAACCCAAGCUGAGGUCUUCUUGGAUAUGCAGCCACUUAUUAGAUCUGUUCUUGAUGGUUAUAAUGUUUGCAUAUUUGCAUAUGGCCAAACAGGAUCAGGAAAAACUCACACCAUGACUGGACCAAAGGAGAUCACAGAGAAAACCCAAGGAGUAAAUUACAGGGCUUUAAGCGAUUUAUUUCAUAUAGCAGAUCAAAGAAAGGACACUUUCCAAUAUGAUGUUUCUGUACAAAUGAUGGAGAUAUAUAAUGAGCAAGUGAGGGAUCUGCUGGUCACUGAUGGAACAAACAAAAGAUUAGAAAUUCAUAGUAGUUCUCACAAAGGACUCAGUGUGCCAAAUGCUAGCCUUGUCCCUGUGUCAUCGACUGUUGAUGUUAUUGAACUAAUGAACCUUGGGCAACGGAACCGUGCAGUUGGAGCAACAGCUCUUAACGACCGCAGUAGCCGAUCUCAUAGUUGCUUAACUGUUCAUAUUCAAGGAAGAGAUUUGACAUCUGGAGCUAUCCUUCGUGGAUGCAUGCAUUUGGUUGACUUAGCAGGAAGUGAGAGGGUAGAUAAAUCUGAAGCCACAGGAGACAGACUAAAAGAGGCACAGCAUAUUAACAAGUCACUUUCAGCUUUGGGGGAUGUCAUUGCUUCCCUUGCUCAGAAAAACUCACAUGUUCCUUAUAGAAAUAGUAAACUCACACAGUUGCUCCAAGAUUCACUUGGAGGAAAGGCAAAGACACUAAUGUUUGUUCACAUAAGUCCAGAGAGUGACGCUAUUGGAGAAACAUUAAGUACCUUAAAAUUUGCAGAAAGAGUUGCUACAGUUGAACUCGGUGCUGCCCGAGUAAACAAAGAUAGUACUGCAGAUGUUAAAGAGCUCAAAGAACAGAUUGCAAGCCUUAAGGCAGCAUUGGCAAGAAAGGAAGAAGGGGAAUCAGAAUAUUCUUUAUCCGGAAGCUCAGACAAAUACAGGACAAAGGCUAGCGAGCUAUCACCUUAUCAUGUAAACCAGCGAGCUGCAGAUAUUGGCGAUCAGCCUGGAUGCCGGCGACCAAUGGUUGAAGUUGGGAACAUAGAGCUUCAGAGUAAUACCAAGUUGAGGCACAAAACUCAGGGCUUUGAUUUUGAUGAGAUAUCAGCAAAUUCACCGCCCUGGCCCCCAGUGAAUGUUCAGAGCUAUGGGGAGGAUGACAGAGAAACAGGUUAUGGAGAUUGGGUGGAUAAGGUCAUGGUAAACAAGCAAGACAUGAACAAAACUGAGAACCUCUUGGGAUGUUGGCAAUCAACCAAUGGGAACUUGUCACAGGCAUUUUAUCAGCAAUAUCUCCAAGAUUCUUCCAAUGACAUGGAUGAACUUGAUGCUGCAACCAGUGAUUCCUCGGAACCUGACUUGCUUUGGCAAUUUAAUCACUCCAAACUUAACAGUGUGACUAAUGGGAUGGGAUCAAAGAUAAUAUCUGUCUCAAAGGCACCAAAAACCCCAGAACUGAACAAGAAUGUUGUUCAUUCUUCUCUUGGUGCUUCUGCUUCACCUUCGCUGAGACGAUCAAAUAGUGCCUCACAUCGAACAGGAAGGCAUCCAGCUUCAGUUGACGCGAAACGGAAAACUGGGAGUCGAAAGUAAACACGUGUAAUUAUAAACGUACAAAGAGUGAUUUUUUAUUAUUUUGUUUUUCAAAUUUUGUGAGAGGGAGAGGAGAGAACUUUUGCUAUAAUUUUCAUUUUUGUAUUGUUUGUAAUUUGUAAUUACAGAGAUAAUGGAGCAAUGAUGUCUGUUGCUUUGCUUGUAUCAUGAUUCUUUUACUUUACACGGCAGCUUAUGGAGGAUGUAAAAAACUUCAAACUUCUCUGCUCACUAUGGAUUUUUUGUUUGCAACUUC
This is a messenger RNA of Lotus japonicus, 3561 nucleotides long. RefSeq names its product kinesin-like protein KIN-14I. The record is from RefSeq and is a predicted model, not a curated record. Lineage: Eukaryota; Viridiplantae; Streptophyta; Magnoliopsida; Fabales; Fabaceae. Gene Ontology annotation, biological process: microtubule-based movement. The transcript has 19 exons. Gene Ontology annotation, molecular function: microtubule motor activity; microtubule binding; ATP binding. Bases 333 to 3305 code for a protein of 990 amino acids.